AAUCCAAUCAGCUUCCAUAUAUUUGCGUUUGGUUCAAUCAUGUUCUUCAUUUGGUACAACCAGGAAAAAGGAGGGAGGGGGCUAAUGGUUGUAGUAACAAUAAGAUUACUGAAAAGGGUUAAAUCAAUUGGCAAGGCAGGUCCGAAAUAAAAUCCCAAUUAAACAACAUAAUUCAACAAAAAGAAAUAAAAAAAUAUACCAAUUUAUCCCCAGAACCGCGGGUUGAGCUAGCGCCUUCUGCGUACGCGAGCCUAAUAUUUGCGUCUUUAUAAUCGGUACAAAAUAUCCCAAAAGGGUAACUUGAGCCGUGUUUUGUUUUCCCUCCACUAAAACACUAGUGUUAGAGGUUUUUAUUUUGGUCUGAAGUGUGAGAGGUUUAUAGAGGGAACAAAUGCUAUCGCGACGACUUCCUUCUACGGCGGUUUCUUUCUCAUGGCGGCGGUCCAGACUCCCGAACUUGGUCCCCACUCAGACGGUGCAGAUGGUUCAGACAUCUCUCGAGUCACUCUCCGUUUGCCCUAAUAAAGUUUGCAUGAUUGCCUUCUGUUAUUCCACCAGUCCUCAAAUAUCCGCCGACUUGACCGACUCAAUCCCCCAACCGCCGUCAAAACAAGGUCCUCUUCAACCCGGUCUGUAUCUAGUUGGAACUCCAAUUGGAAACCUCGAAGAUAUCACUCUACGAGCCCUCCGAGUCUUAAAAUCAGCUCAUGUAAUACUUUCAGAAGAUACAAGGCAUUCGGGAAAGCUGCUCCACCAUUACAAUAUUAAAACUCCCCUUCUGAGCUAUCACAAAUUCAAUGAAACCCAAAGGGAACAAACUGUGUUGAAGAGGCUGAAGGAAGGUGAAAUUGUGGCGCUCAUAAGUGACGCUGGGAUGCCAGGCAUCAGUGAUCCUGGCACCGAAUUGGCAAAGCUAUGUGUGCAUGAAAACAUCCCUGUUAUUCCUAUACCUGGGCCGUCCGCUUUUGUUGCUGCCCUUUCUGCCUCUGGCCUAUCCACUGAUGAGUUUACGUUUGUUGGAUUUCUCCCUAAACAUGCUGGAUCUAGAAGAGAGAGGCUGAUGGUUUCAGCAAAUGAGGCGACGACACAAAUAUUCUAUGUGCCUCCCCACAAGCUUCGUCAGUUUCUUGAAGAGGCUUCUUCACUUUUUGGUGUUACAAGACAAUGUGUCAUAGCUCGUGAAAUUACAAAAGUUCAUGAAGAGUUUUGGCGGGGUACAUUGGGAGAAGCUGAAGAAGUGUUUUCUACUCGGACACCAAGAGGUGAAAUUACAGUGUUAGUUGAAAGAAAGGAAAAUUCUCCGGUUGAAACACCAUCAGAGUCUCAGCUUGAGGAUGAGUUAAGAGAUUUGAUUUCCAAUGGGCAUAGCCUUUCUACGGCUGUCAAAUUAGUGGCUGAUGGCACAUCAGUGAGAAAGAAAACGAUAUAUUCAAUCGCAUUGAGAAAAUUUGGGAAGCAACUUGGUUCAGAGAGUCAUGAAGAUCCAUGCAAGCGACAGCUGGAGUGACCUUAGAUGUUACUGGUGGACGUGGACCAGAGAAUAAAGUGCUUAUAUUAUGCGAACUGAUUUUUGUUUCUUAAUAUGUGAUGAAAAUAUUUACGUGAGUGUUUUAAUAGACUAAAUUUACAAUGCCGUAGUUC
Prunus persica (peach) is the source of this 1641-nucleotide messenger RNA. RefSeq names its product ribosomal RNA small subunit methyltransferase I. The transcript is spliced from 9 exons. Gene Ontology annotation, molecular function: methyltransferase activity. Bases 392 to 1507 code for a protein of 371 amino acids. NCBI's taxonomy places the organism in Eukaryota, Viridiplantae, Streptophyta, Magnoliopsida, Rosales, Rosaceae. The record is from RefSeq and is a predicted model, not a curated record.